Molecule: messenger RNA, 5674 nt
Organism: Manis pentadactyla (Chinese pangolin)
Lineage: Eukaryota; Metazoa; Chordata; Mammalia; Pholidota; Manidae
Gene: MYOM3
Product: myomesin 3
Exons: 37
Coding region: 160-4479 (1439 amino acids)
Molecular function (GO): protein binding
Source: RefSeq, a predicted model, not a curated record
GCUAUAUUUAAGGCCUGUACAGGCUCCAGCAUCGCAUUCUUGUCCCGGUCCCUGCUGAGUCCGGGGCAAGCAGAGAGCAGGGACCCUCUCGUCCUCUGGAAUCUUCUCCCCAGAGACACCUACGUGGGCACGGCUGCUUCUGUUGUUGCUCUCACAGCCAUGACUCUGCCACACAACCCUGGACGUGUGGGGGAGCCCCAGCCCCCUCAGGCCAUGGAGGUCCACAGGCUGGAGCACCGCCAGGAGGAGGAGCAGAAGGAGGAGAGGCAGCACAGCCUGCACGUGGGCUCCUCGGUGCACAGGCGGACCUUCCACAGCAGCGAGGAAGAACACCAGUUCACUGCUGCGGACCACGCCCUCGCAGCAGCCCUGGCACUCACGGCCUCCGCGGAGACAUCUUGGGAGGCCCAGCUCAGGCGCCAGACUACCUCCGUGGAGCUGGAGGAGCGAGGGCAGAAGCGGGUGGGCUUCGGCAACGACUGGGAGAGGACGGAGAUCGCCUUCCUGCGGACCCAGUGGCUGCUGCGCCAGAGAUGCAACCGGAAGGCGCUAAGACGGCGGACAGAAGAGAAGGUCCGGGAGGCCAAGGAGCUGAGAGAGCUGUGCUCCGGCCGGGGGCCCUGGUUCUGGAUCCCACUGCGCUCCCACGCCGUCUGGGAGCACACCACAGUCCUGCUGACCUGUACUGUCCAGGCCUCACCCCCACCCCAGGUCACCUGGUACAAAGAUGACAUGCGAAUCGAUCUCCGCCUCUUCCCUGCGGGAAAGUACCGAAUCACCAACAACUACGGGCUGCUGACGCUGGAGAUUAGGAGAUGCACCAUUGAGGACGCAGCCACCUACACGGUGAUCGUGAAGAACGCCUAUGGCCAGGCCUCCUCCUUCGCCAAAGUCCUCGUCCGCACUUACCUGGGGAAGGAUGCUGGCUUCGACUCAGAGAUCUUUAAAAGAUUGAAACUUGGCCCCAACGUGGAAUUCACAUCAGUGCUAAAGCCAACUUUUGCCCGUGAGAAGGAGCCCUUCUCCCUGUCCUGCUUAUUCUCAGAAGAUGUGUUAGAUGCUGAGCAGAACAUUCAGUGGUUCCGAGAUGGAAGGCUGCUGAGGCCCUCAGGACGCCGGCAGAUCCUCUACGCAGACCGCCAGGCAUCCCUGAAGGUGUCCUGCGCCUACAAGGAGGACGAGGGGCUCUACACAGUCUGGGUGCUUUCACCCCUUGGGCCCCAGGAGCAGAGCACCUAUGUGUUUGUGAGAGAUGCUGCAGCUGAGAAGCCGGGGGCCCCGGGCUCCCCUCUGAAUGUCCGAUGCCUGGAUGUGAACAGAGACUGCCUCAUCCUGACCUGGACCCCGCCCAGCGACACCAGGGGCAGCCCCAUAACCAGCUACUCCAUCGAGCAGUGCCAGGGCGAGUCCGGGCAAUGGGUACCCUGCCAUGAGGCCCCCGGCGGGACCUGUCGAUGCCCAGUCCAAGGCCUCAUCGAAGGCCAGACCUACCGCUUCCGGGUGAGAGCUGUCAACAGAGCAGGAAGCAGCCUCCCCUCCAAGGCCUCAGAACCAGUCGUCAUGGUCGACCGUGCUGAAGCCCAGAGGAAGACAGAGAUUUCCUUUGAUCUGGGAAGGAAGAUCACGGUCAGCACAGAUGAAUUUGAAGAUUUUGUGACCAUCCCCUCACCUCCGACCAAUGUCCAUGCCAGCGAGAUCCGUGAGGCCUACGUGGUUCUGGGCUGGGAGGAGCCGCGUCCCCGGGGCAAAGCCCCGUUGACAUAUUCCCUGGAGAAGUCAGUCACAGGUAGUGGCACCUGGGAGGCCAUCCGCUCAGAAACUCCUGUGAAGUCCCCAAAAUUCGCCCUUUUGGAUCUGGAGAAAGGGAAGUCAUACGUGUUCAGAGUGCGAGCAAUAAACCAGUACGGCAUGAGUGACCCCUCGGAGCCCAGCGAGCCCAUCACCUUGAAGGGGAAGCCAGCUACUCUCCCUCCUCCAGCUCAAGUUCAAGCUUUCAGAGAUACACAGACCUCUGUGUCCCUGACCUGGGAUGCAGUGGAAGGCGGUCCUGAGCUCCUAGGUUACUACAUUUACUCACGGCCGGCGGGAUCAUCUGAGUGGCAAACAGUUAACAACAAACCUAUCCAGGACAACAAGUUUACAGUUCCUGGGCUGAGGACAGGGAAGGAGUAUGAGUUCUGUGUCAGGUCAGUCAGUGAGGCCGGGGUUGGCGAGAGUUCAGCUGCCACAGAGCCCAUCAGAGUCAAGCAGGCGCUGGCUACACCGUCUGCCCCAUAUGACUUCGCCCUCCUGAGCUGUGGGAAAAAUGAUAUGGUCAUUGGGUGGAAAGCCCCCAAGCGUUGUGGAGGUGGCAAGAUCCUGGGCUACUUCCUGGACCAGCACGACCCGGAGGAGCUGGACUGGCACCCGGUCAACCAGCAGCUUAUGCCCACCCGGGUGUGCAAGGUCAGUAACCUUCAUGAAGGCCACUUCUAUGAGUUCCGUGCCCGGGCAGCAAACUGGGCAGGUGUUGGUGAGCUGUCAGCGCCCAGCAGCCUGUUUGAGUGCAAAGAGUGGACAAUGCCCCAGCCAGGACCCCCGUAUGAUGUGCGGGCGUUUGAGGUGCGGGCCACUUCCCUGAUGCUGAGGUGGGAGCCCCCACUGUACACGGGGGCUGGGCCCGUCACAGGCUACCGCAUCAGUUUCCAGGAGGAAGGCUCUGAGCAAUGGAAGCCAGUCACUCCAGACCCCGUCUCUGGCACCCAUCUGAGGAUUUCUGACCUGCAGCCGGGGAAGAGUUACGUGUUCCAGGUACAGGCCAUGAACUCAGCGGGUCUGGGCCAACCAUCCGUGCCCAGUGACCCUGUACUCCUGGAGGACAAGCCAGAUGCCCGGGAGAUUGAGGUUGGUGUGGAUGAAGAGGGCUUUAUCUACUUGGCUUUCGAAGCCCCCGAAGCCCCCGACUCCUCAGAAUUUCAGUGGUCCAAGGACUACAAGGGCCCACCAGAUCCCCAGAGAGUCAAAACCGAGGAGGAAGUUAACAAGUCCAAGAUCAUCCUGAAAGAACCUGGCCUUGAGGAUUUGGGCACCUACUCAGUGGUGGUCACCGAUGCUGACGAAGACAUCUCAGCGAGCCACACACUGACCCAAGAAGAGCUGGACAAACUGAAGAAGUUGAGCCAUCUGGUCAGAAACCCAGUGAUCAAGCUCAUCUCCGGCUGGAACGUUGACGUCCUUGAGCAAGGAGAGGUGCGGCUUUGGCUGGAAGUAGAAAAGUUAUCUCCAGCCGCUGAGCUGCAUCUAAUCUUCAACGAGAAGGAGAUCUUCAGCUCACCGAACCGCAAAAUCAAUUUUGACCGAGAGAAGGGCCUGGUGGAAGUGAUCAUCCAGCACUUGACUGAGGAUGACAAGGGGACAUAUACUGCUCAGCUCCAAGACGGAAAAGCCAAAAACCAGAUCACCCUGGCACUGGUGGACGACGAUUUUGACAAACUACUGAGGAUGGCAGAUGCUAAGAGAAGAGACUGGAAGAGGAAACAGGGUCCCUAUUUCGAGGAGCCGUUGCAGUGGAAGGUCACGGAGGACUGCGAAGUGCUGCUGACGUGCAAGGUGACCAACACCAAGAAGGAAACCCAAUUCCAGUGGUUCUUCCAGAAGAAAGAGAUGCCCAAUGGUCAGUACGACCCACACACUGGAGAAGGGCUUCUCUGCAUCAAGGAGCUGUCCAAGGAGGACAGGGGGAUUUACAGAGCGACGGUUUCUGACACUCGAGGGGAGGAUGACACCAUGCUGGACCUCACAGGUGAAGUCCUGGAUGCCAUCUUCACUGAGCUGGGCAGGAUUGGUGCUCUCUCUGCAACCCCCCUGAAAAUCCAGGGAACUGAGGAGGGGAUCCGGCUCUUCAGCAAGGUCAAGUACUGCAACAUGCAGUACAUGAAAACCACCUGGUCCCACAGAGAGAAGCGCCUGGAGAGUGGUGACCGGCUGAGGGCUGGCACCACCCUGGAUGAGAUCUGGCUCCACAUCCUGGACCCCAAAGACUCAGACAAGGGCAAAUACACCCUGGAGAUAACUGCUGGGCAGGAAACCCGACAGCUCUCAGCCGAUCUCUCGGGACAAGCUUUUGACGACGCCAUGGCUGAGCACCAGAGACUGAAAGCCUUGGCCGUCAUCGAGAAGAAUCGUGCCAAAGUGGUGAGGGGCCUGCCAGAUGUGGCCACAAUCAUGGAAGAUAAGACCUUGUGCCUGACCUGUGUCAUCUCAGGAGAUCCCUCCCCAGAAAUCUCCUGGCUGAAGAAUGAUCAGCCUGUCACCUUCCUUGACCGCUACCACCUGGAGGUGAAGGGGACGGAGGUCACCAUCACCAUCGAGAAGGUCAACAGUGAGGACAGUGGGCGCUACGGUGUCUUCGUCAAGAACAAGUAUGGCUCUGAGACGGGUCAUGUCACCAUCAGUGUGUUCAAGCACGGGGAGGAGCACAGGGUGCUGGAGAAGAUGUGACGGGUGUGUUGGGGCACAACCUGAGGUCUGUCUGCAUGGACCAGUAGGGUCAACCAGUGGGUCACAGCCUGGCCGAGGCCAUGGGGGGUGGGGCAGGGUAGGCCCAGGACAAAGUGAUGAGAGUGGAGGGGACACACCAAACUGGAGAGGCAAUAACCUUGCUGGUCUUGAAAGGCCUCGGGGGCCGCUGAAUCAGCCCUGGCUUGGAAUGGGGUCCUAUGUGCACGAACCAGUUGCGACUCUAACCUCUUUGUGAGCCUUGCCUUGCUCACCUAGUAAAUGGGAAUUUCUACCCCAGAGAUUGUUUAUGAAAACCCUUUAUAAACCAUAUGCCAGUGGUUCUCAACAGGAGGCAGUUUUGUCCCCCAGGGGACAUUCGGCAAUGUCCCAAUUUUUGGUUGUUAUAACUGGGGUGGCUACUGACAUCUAGUAGGUAGAAGCCAGGGAUGUUCUCUGCCACACAGAAUCACCUGUCCCUACAUGUCAACUUGGGUGCUGAGGUUGAGGAAUCCUGACAUAAACUGAUGUAUCACAAUAUUCUUCCUUUAGGAGUCUAUGUGUUUGAUUCAUUUAAGUUCCCUGAACGUUCAUGUGAAGUCUACUGUUUGCCAGGCUGAGGAUAUUAUUGAAGCAUAAAGAUAAAUCAUAUGCAGCUCCCUCUCACAAGGAGGCCUCAGCCCAGUAAGCGAGACAGAGCGGGGUGCACAAGGCAGAUGGUAAGGAUGAUGAAACAGAUCCAAAUGAAGUGCCACUAGUGGUCAGAGAAGGGAAACAGAUGUUUGUCUCAGGAGGGGAAGGUGGGCUUUAAAACACCUUCACGGAACUGGCAGAAUGGAUGGGGGACCCUAAAAAAUGAGUCCGAUUUGGUGAUGGUAAUGGGCAAAGGACAUUCGAGGAGCAGGGCAAGGUGAGAGCAAAGGCAGGAAGGGGGGUGACGCUGCCUGGGCGGGUGGUAUUGGGUGCCAGGCCGUAGAGUGGGGUGACCUUCAGGACCUCUGCCUGGUGUGACAGAUACUGGUUGGCCUUGCUUGAUGGACCUCAGUUCAGAACUGGGCAGCUCACCGCCCUCCAAUUUCCUUCUUUUUUAAGAUUUGGAGGGAAUGGGGUUUAUAAAGUCAUAGAUGUUUGUUGUAAAACUUUGGAAAACCCUGAAAAUUAUAAAGGAGAAAAAUAAAAAUCAUCUAUAUUCCCAGCA